Solanum stenotomum is the source of this 735-nucleotide messenger RNA. Its product is annotated as ribonuclease 3-like. The coding region runs from base 1 to 735 and encodes 244 amino acids. Gene Ontology annotation, molecular function: ribonuclease T2 activity; RNA binding. Gene Ontology annotation, biological process: RNA catabolic process. Gene Ontology annotation, cellular component: extracellular region. The transcript has 2 exons. NCBI's taxonomy places the organism in Eukaryota, Viridiplantae, Streptophyta, Magnoliopsida, Solanales, Solanaceae. The record is from RefSeq and is a predicted model, not a curated record.
AUGUCUGAAAUUUACUUGUUUUUGAUAAUGUUCAUUGGAUUAACAAGUUGUCAAAGUGAUUUUAAUCACCUGGCUUUUGUCAUACAGUGGCCUCCCACCCUAUGUGGGUAUUCGGGAGUUCACUGUAAACCGUCGAUCGACACACAGAGGUUUACUAUGCAUGGCAUCUGGCCAGGCAAUAGCACUGGCCAUAGUCUGGAGUGCAGCUUGCCGCCACAGCAUAGUGAGGACUACGUCAAAGAUGUGUGGGAGAAGGACGCCAAUCGUGCAAAGCAGCUCCACGAUCACUGGCCUACUUUUCUAUUAACGAAUACAGAUGAGGAGUUCUGGAUGCAUGAAUGGGAGGUGCACGGCUACUGCACUAAACAAACACUUCCAGCUGCCGACUACUUUCAAGGAGCGAUGAGAGUUGCGGUUGCGGGCAAAGGAAAAGGACUUUUAGCAAGAGUUAGGGACGAGUUUUUAACUGCCGGCAUAUUCUCCAAAUAUGACGAAACCGCUUACAAAAUGACUGACCUACUAAUACCUCUUGGUAAAGUGACAAGCAAAAAAAUCUACAUCUCUUGUACGCCCAAGGAUGAUUUUUUCGCGUAUUUGAAGGACAUUCAUUUCUGUAUGGACAAAACGAUGAGGAGAUUUGUCGACUGCCCGGCGGCUAACCUAGACACCCGAGGUUGUGGUCCAAUUUACAGACAAAGAAAAAUCAUCGUUCCCCUCAGGAAGGAUAUCUAUUGA